Molecule: messenger RNA, 1713 nt
Organism: Penicillium brevicompactum
Lineage: Eukaryota; Fungi; Ascomycota; Eurotiomycetes; Eurotiales; Aspergillaceae
Product: threonine dehydratase, biosynthetic
Exons: 2
Coding region: 1-1713 (570 amino acids)
Biological process (GO): L-threonine catabolic process
Molecular function (GO): threonine deaminase activity; pyridoxal phosphate binding
Source: RefSeq, a predicted model, not a curated record
AUGUCUGAAGAUACUUCCACACCUGGCGUGGUGACACCGGUGUCCCCCGUCACUCCCAAGAUGAGCGGGCUCGCCUUGACCGAGUAUACCGCCGCUCCGACGCCCCCCUCCGAACGCGCAAACCAAACACCCGGAUUACCUCCCAACUGGGGAAUUCCUGAAGCUUUCCUACUCCCCAAUGGCUACCCGGACUACCUGCGAUUGAUCCUGACCUCACGGGUUUACGAUGUUAUUGAAGAGACCCCCCUAACCCAUGCGGUCAACUUGAGUAACCGGCUGGAAAGCCGUGUCAUGCUCAAGCGGGAGGACCUGCUUCCCGUGUUUAGUUUCAAGCUCCGUGGCGCAUACAACAAGAUGGCUCACUUGAACAACGAGCAACGGUGGAAGGGUGUGAUUGCUUGCUCUGCAGGAAACCACGCUCAGGGCGUGGCUUUCUCGGCCCGCAAGCUUAGAAUCCCUGCGACUAUUGUUAUGCCGUCCGGCACCCCGGCCAUUAAACACCUGAACGUCGCCCGCCUGGGAGGAAGCGUCGUUCUCCACGGACAAGACUUCGAUUCCGCCAAGGAAGAGGCCCACCGAUUGGAGAAGCAGCACGGUCUCACCAAUAUCCCGCCAUUCGAUGACCCAUAUGUCAUUGCUGGUCAAGGUACUAUUGGUAUGGAGCUUUUGCGCCAAGCGAACCUGGAUAAGCUGGAAGCCGUAUUCUGCGCUGUCGGCGGUGGUGGUCUCAUUGCUGGAGUCGGUGUAUACCUUAAGCGCAUUGCUCCUCAAGUCAAGGUCAUUGGAGUGGAGGCAUACGAUGCGAACGCCAUGACCCAAUCCUUGGACAGCGGUAACCGAGUCUUCCUCAAGGAAGUCGGUCUCUUCGCGGAUGGUGCCGCAGUGAAGACUGUUGGUGAAGAAACAUGGCGUCUUAGUCGCGAUGUCAUCGACGAUGUCAUCCAGGUCUCCACCGAUGAGACUUGCGCGGCAAUCAAGGAUGCCUUUGAAGAUACUCGUUCCAUUGUCGAGCCUGCUGGUGCCCUUGCCCUUGCCGGUCUCAAGAAGUACAUCGCCAAGAACCCCAGCCCUGAUCCCAACCGCGAAUUGAUUGCCGUCACUUCUGGUGCCAACAUGGACUUUGACCGUCUCCGAUUCGUUGCCGAGCGCGCCGCUCUCGGCGAGAAGAAGGAGGCUCUUCUGUCCAUCAACAUCCCCGAGAAGCCUGGCGCCUUUGCCAAGCUUGUUGAGGUCGUGCUCCCCCACGCUGUCACUGCGUUUAACUACCGCUACGCUCGCGAAGAUUCCGCAGAUGUGCUGAUGGGCAUUUCCCUCUCCGCCUCCACUGGCCGCGAGGACCUGGCCAAGAUCAUGGAGGAGCUUCAAAAAGAAGGUAUGGCCUGUCGGGACCUGAGUGACGAUGAGCUCGCCAAGCGUCACCUGCGCUUCCUGGUUGGUGGUCGCUGUGAUGUCGCUCAUGAGCGCAUCUUCAUGUUCGAGUUCCCCGAGCGCCCCGGUGCUCUGGCUAAGUUCCUCACCACCCUUCGCCCCAACCAAAAUAUCUCCCUCUUCCACUACCGUAACUACGGCGGUGAUGUUGGCAAGGUUCUGGCUGGAAUCCAGUGCCCACCAUCCGAGAAGGACGAUUUGGAGCACUUCCUCCAGGACCUGGGCUAUCCCUUCAGCGAGCACACCGAUUCCCCCACUUACAAGACUUUCUUGCGCUCAGAGUAA